Messenger RNA from Stomoxys calcitrans (stable fly), 3026 nucleotides. RefSeq names its product REST corepressor (gene CoRest). Gene Ontology annotation, molecular function: transcription corepressor activity. Gene Ontology annotation, biological process: negative regulation of DNA-templated transcription; regulation of transcription by RNA polymerase II. The transcript is spliced from 11 exons. NCBI's taxonomy places the organism in Eukaryota, Metazoa, Arthropoda, Insecta, Diptera, Muscidae. Gene Ontology annotation, cellular component: transcription regulator complex; histone deacetylase complex. Bases 330 to 2426 code for a protein of 698 amino acids. The record is from RefSeq and is a predicted model, not a curated record.
UUUUUUUGUUACCUGCCCAUUCAUUGCCCAGCGUUGUGCUGCUGCAGAAGUCUAAAAUCACUGAAACCAGAAAAAUUGGCGUAAAAAUUAGAUUUUAUGUAGUUGCUGCAAUAUCUGGGGAAGAAUAGUAGUCUAAUAACUGGAAGGAAUUUAGGAAGAGAACAGUGAAAAUUUAAAACAUUCAAUAUUUUGUUUUAAUACGUUCCUCAUUGAUUGGUUGGAUUGACUUGGUGUAUCUUGUUUACUUUGCUUUUCGCUGCUGCAGCGUGAUUCAUUAUUGCUUAAGGAAAAGUGACGACGAUAAAUUUGAAAUUAUUAACAAACAAAAAAUGGUACUGGCCGAGCGGAAUUCAGAGUUAGUGCGCAAUGGCAGACGCUCUCGAGGUCCCAGUCCCAAUGGCCAUGGUGCAAGUUCGGGAAGUGCCAGCGCAAGUGCACCAGGCGGAACGGGUACUGGCACUCCCGAAACAUCAUCUGAUGAUGACAAUUCUAUUAAACGGAAUGGAAAAUCUAAAACUAAACAAAGCGAGUAUGAAGAAAAAAUCCGUGUCGGUCGAGACUAUCAAGCGGUGUGUCCCCCUUUAAUACCUGAGCCCGAAAGAAAACCUGAAUGCCUUAAUGAUCGCGCUUUGCUAGUGUGGUCACCUACAAAAGAAAUACCAGAUACUAAACUUGAGGAAUAUAUAUCAGUUGCCAAAGAGAAAUAUGGUUAUAAUGGUGAACAAGCUUUGGGUAUGUUAUUCUGGCAUAAACACGAUUUGGAGAGAGCUGUUAUGGAUUUGGCAAACUUUACACCCUUCCCUGAUGAAUGGACAGUGGAAGACAAAGUUUUGUUUGAACAAGCAUUUCAAUUCCAUGGCAAAAGUUUUCAUCGCAUACGUCAAAUGUUGCCAGAUAAAUCCAUUGCUAGCUUAGUAAAAUACUAUUACUCAUGGAAAAAGACACGACAUCGUCAAAGUGUUAUGGAUCGUCAGGAGAAAGUAAAAGCCAGCAAAGAAGGUUCUUCAGAGAAUGGCAGUGAUAAUGGAAGCAAUGAAGAAUCCGACAAUGAUGACAAGGAUCAGACAUUAUCAUCACAUGCAGGAUUGUUAUAUGAUCAAACAAAUGAUUCGCAUGAUGGUGGUGGUGGUGCUGGUGUUGACAUUGAAAAUCAUUUUUUAAAUACCAAUACCAACACCAACAACAAUAAUAACAAUAACAACAUCAGCAACAAUAAACAACAACCGCAACAACAACAACAACAACUCCAAACACCGUCCAUAUCAAAUUCCGACACAAUUUAUUCAAAUGGAAUUUCCACUUGCACAAAUGCCGCCGCCAAUAGCAGCAAUAGUGUCAAUAACAAUAAUAAUGCCGCCAUCCUCUCUUCUGUUGGCAGCGUUGGUGGUGGUGGUUAUUGUUCAAAUUGUGGCGUUGCCUGCAAUAUUUUGCAUAACUCUCCCCAUGGCAAAUUAUGUUCCAGUUGCCAUCACCAUUGGAGACGCACUGGCAAUAAACGUCCCACAUCUGGACCAUUUUUUGGCAAAAGGUCACGAGAUCGCAAUGCCGAGCGACAUAAGCGCAAACCACCCCGUGGCAUGUAUAUAAAUCAUGACGAUAUUGUGGCAUUGGCCAGUGCAAAUGACAAUCAAGAUGAGUUGCUAGCCAAUAUUGAUCGUGAAAUUGUAUCCCUUUUGAGUCAAGUACAACUGAAUAAGCAAAAUAUCUCAUCUUUAAAGCGUAAAAAUUCCGAUAAUUUGGAAGAAAUAAGGCCAACAGAAAAUGCCAAUCGCAUUAAUGCACGUUGGACAAACGAUGAAAUUCACUUGGCCGUUCAAGGUGUGAAAAAAUAUGGUAGAGAUUUUCAGGCAAUUGCCGAAACCUUGGGCACUAAAACAGAAGCUCAUGUACGAAAUUUUUAUUUGAAUCAACGUCGUCGUUAUAAUUUGGAUCAGAUUAUUAAAAAGCAUGAAGCUGAAAAAGAAGCUGCUGCUGGCAGCGUAGCUUUAAGUGCCAAUGCUGCUAGUAAUUCGAACAGUAAUUCGGCAGCUUCAAGUGCUUCCAAUAGUGCUCCUGCUGCAAACUCCAGUGUCAGUGCAGAUUUACCUAAUAACACUCCAAACUCAAUCAUAAAAGAUGAAGUUCCCACUGUUCCGGCACAGCAGCCAACUAAAAAGAAGGACAUACCAAAUAGCGUCAAUGAAGAAUCUGAUAAUACAACAUCAAGUGAGACGGCCAUUUCGAAAUCAACAAUUUCUACAGUCACCACAACUUCAGAUGAACGCAAAAGCGAAAGCAGUUUAAGUGCUAGCAACUUGCAGAAAGAUAAUGUCAUCAUGGAGAUUGAUUUAGAUGCUGACCAGCCAGAUGUAACACAACCGCCGCCAGCCAAAAAGAUUGCUUUGAGUGUUGCAACUCAGGAAUUUCCAAAAUCCAGCCCUGCUUAAAUAAUAAGAAUUUUAUGAAACAUCUAACGUUUCAACAAUUAUGCGCGUAAUAUAAAACAAAAAAAAAGCAACUACAGGGUUGAAAGCAAAAGAAAUGGGUCUUAGCAUUUCUAAGAGAAAAAAGGAUAAGCGAGGAAAAAUUUUUACUCAAGCCACCUUUUGCCUACGUUAAGAAAAAUGGAGCAAUACAAAACGAUGCAGUAGAUCUGCAUUUUAGUAGACGGGAUGAUAAACAAAUUAAUAUGGUUGGCCAUAUAUCUCUUAUGUACUUUUUUUUAAAUUUUAUUUGGACUAUAUAAAUGUCCGAUGUGUUCUUAUAAUAUUCUAUAAUUUUCGGAAUGACUUACUGACUAAUUUUAAUUUGUUUUUUCCUUUUUGUUUUGUUAUAAUUAGAUAUAUAUAUGAUAAUUAAAUAUACAUACAUGCAUAUAUAAGAGUGCAAAAACUAAAAUGAAUAAUCUUGUAUUUUCUAUUCAAGCUCUAAGAAAAGUAUUUCGGCAAUUUCCAAUUAAAAAACAAUUAAAGAACUCAAUUUAAACCUACAUCCUACUUCCUAUUAUAAUAAAAAAAAAACUAUUGUACGUACCACAUCAACUAUUU